AUGCUUCACUCCGACCCCAUUAGACCGAACCCAACAAACACCUACGGCAAAAAACGCCUGCCGGCCGACGACCAGGUUGGCCAAGUUACGUCCUCAAACUCUAAGGGGUUUAUGCACCGACAACGACUGAACUGUUUCUAUACCAAUGCUCAGGGUUUUUUCAGUAAGUUUCCAGAAGUGGAACUACGUUGUCGGACCAGUCGAUGGGAUUUUAUUGCCGUAACCGAAACCUGGUUGACGACUGACAUUCUGGACUCCGAGCUGCGAUUACCGGGCAUGGAGCCAUUGAGGCGUGAUCGUCCAUCGCGAGGUGGGGGCGUGUUGCUCUACUAUUAUAACAAAUUACAAUGCGGGUAA
This is a messenger RNA of Echinostoma caproni, 357 nucleotides long. NCBI's taxonomy places the organism in Eukaryota, Metazoa, Platyhelminthes, Trematoda, Plagiorchiida, Echinostomatidae. The record is from the annotation of a GenBank genome assembly.